Molecule: messenger RNA, 3305 nt
Organism: Elgaria multicarinata webbii
Lineage: Eukaryota; Metazoa; Chordata; Lepidosauria; Squamata; Anguidae
Gene: SLC25A13
Product: solute carrier family 25 member 13
Exons: 18
Coding region: 75-2093 (672 amino acids)
Biological process (GO): aspartate transmembrane transport; malate-aspartate shuttle; L-glutamate transmembrane transport
Molecular function (GO): L-glutamate transmembrane transporter activity; L-aspartate transmembrane transporter activity; calcium ion binding
Source: RefSeq, a predicted model, not a curated record
CUUGCCGCCGGAGCCGCCGCCGCUUUCGUGCGCCUUGCCAGGGAAGGGGGCCCGCCCGCUGCGCAAGGUAAAGCAUGGCUGCGAAGGUGGCUCUAACCAAGAGAGCUGAUCCAACUGAGUUGAAAACAAUAUUUUUGAAGUAUGCAAGUGUUGAAAAAAAUGGCGAAUUUUACAUGUCUCCCAAUGACUUUGUUACACGGUUCCUGAAGAUAAUAGGAGAUGGGGUGCCCAAUCCCAACACAGUCCAGCUGCUUGGAGGAGUGGUGGAUCAGACUAAAGAUGGGUUGAUAUCAUUUCAAGAAUUUGUAGCAUUUGAAUCUGUCCUCUGUGCUCCAGAUGCAUUGUUCAUGGUGGCAUUUCAGCUUUUUGACAAAACUGGCAAAGGAGAAGUUACUUUUGAGGAUGUUAAGCAAGUCUUUGGCCAGACCACAAUUCACCAGCAUAUUCCCUUUAACUGGAACUCAGAGUUUCUGCAGCUGCAUUUUGGAAAAGAUCGGAAAAGGCACCUAACAUAUGCAGAGUUCACCCAGUUCCUACUGGAAAUUCAAUUGGAACAUGCGAAACAAGCAUUUGUACAGCGAGAUAAUGCCCAAGCUGGAAGAGUCACUGCUAUUGACUUUAGAGACAUUAUGGUCACAAUCCGGCCUCACAUGUUGACACCUUUUGUUGAGGAAUGUCUAGUAGCUGCUGCUGGAGGUACCACGUCACAUCAAGUCAGCUUUUCCUAUUUUAAUGGAUUUAAUACUCUACUUAAUAACAUGGAACUCAUUAGAAAAAUCUAUAGUACUUUGGCCGGACAUAGAAAAGAUGUGGAAGUGACUAAAGAGGAGUUUGUUCUGGCAGCUCAGAAAUUUGGCCAGGUUACACCCAUGGAAGUUGACAUCUUGUUCCAGUUAGCAGAUUUAUAUGAGCCACGGGGGCGCAUGACGAUGGCUGACAUUGAAAGAAUUGCUCCUUUGGAAGAGGGCACGUUGCCCUACAACCUGGCUGAGGCUCAAAGACAGCAAGCUCCGGGUGAUGUGUCUCGUCCUGUUCUCAUCCAGAUAGCAGAAUCUGCAUACAGGUUUGCUCUUGGUUCAGUUGCUGGAGCUGUUGGAGCCACUGCAGUGUAUCCAAUCGAUCUUGUCAAAACCCGGAUGCAGAAUCAACGGUCCUCUGGGUCAUUUGUUGGGGAGCUGAUGUACAAGAACAGCUUUGAUUGCUUUAAGAAAGUCCUACGCUAUGAAGGAUUCUUUGGCCUCUAUCGAGGUCUUUUGCCACAAUUAUUAGGAGUAGCCCCAGAAAAAGCCAUAAAACUUACUGUAAACGAUUUUGUGAGAGACAAAUUUAUGAUGAAAGAUGGUUCUGUUCCGUUCUCAGCAGAAAUUCUUGCCGGCGGCUGUGCUGGAGGAUCUCAAGUGAUUUUCACAAAUCCACUAGAAAUUGUCAAGAUUCGCUUGCAAGUGGCUGGGGAGAUCACAACUGGCCCACGCGUUAGUGCCCUUACCGUAUUGCGGGAUCUGGGAUUUUUUGGGCUCUACAAGGGAGCCAAGGCCUGUUUCCUUCGUGACAUCCCCUUCUCUGCCAUUUACUUUCCCUGCUACGCUCACAUGAAAUCUGCUUUUGCGGGUGAAGACGGGCAGAUAGGCCCUGGAUCUUUGCUUCUAGCUGGAGCAAUAGCUGGAAUGCCUGCAGCUUCUUUAGUGACCCCUGCAGAUGUGAUCAAGACGAGAUUACAGGUGGCAGCCCGGGCAGGACAAACCACCUAUACUGGCGUCAUUGACUGUUUUGGGAAGAUCCUACGAGAAGAAGGCCCGAGGGCUUUUUGGAAAGGAGCUACAGCUCGUGUAUUUCGCUCCUCUCCUCAGUUUGGAGUAACUUUGGUAACUUAUGAGCUAUUGCAGAGAUGGUUUUACAUCGAUUUUGGAGGAGUAAAACCAGCAGGAUCCGAACCAGUUCUGAAAUCACGGAUCACCUUACCCGCACCAAACCCUGACCACGUUGGGGGUUACAAACUGGCUGUUGCCACAUUUGCAGGGAUCGAAAAUAAAUUUGGACUUUACUUACCUCGGUUUAGGUCCUCGGCACCUACCUCACAGGCAGCAUCUGUUUGAUCCUAAAGUUACAACAUGCUUUUACUGACUAUUGGGGAAAGAGCCACUUAUCUGAUCAGUCUUAACGUUUCAUUCCUUUGGGGUGUGAUCCUAUGCAUGUUUAGACAGAAAGAAGUCCUACAACUCCCAGCAUGUCCCAGCCAGAAUGGGAGUUGUAAGACUUCUUUUCUGUCUAAACAUACAUAAGACUGCGCCCUUAGCUUUUCUGCCUCAACCAAGCAUUAUCUAAUCUGUGACUUUUUCUCUUCCCUUUCUCCCCCGUUUUCGGUGUAAAUCAUUGUUCUUUGCGCUUCCUAUAUCGGAUCACUGUGAAAUUCUUGCUUUAAAUAGUCUUAUUAUUUGGGUCCAUGAAUGUAUUUUUUUUCCUACUUGCACAUACCUGAGAUUGUGAAUGUACUUGUGCUGGUUUGGGAAAGGCAUUCAUACAUAAUUACUUUUCUUCUUCUUCGGGAAUCCAGUGGUAGCCAAACUGGCAAAGCUAUUGAAAUAUGACCAUCUUGCAUUCAGCUGACGGCUGCAUCAGAUCAUGGUGCUCAAUGCAGAAAGAUUUAGUGACCAUCUGUGUGAGAAUUGCUUACACAUUCAGUCUGUGUCUGUACAGUAGGACUCAAAAGAUAUCAAUGUGAGCAGUACCUGAUUCUGCCUAGUGUGACUACAUUUUACAUAUGUACACGCACAAGUUGCAUUCCUGGAUUGUAUUAUGAGGCUUUUAUGGGGAACAUGUUUUGGUAACUUAAACCAGAUCGACAAAUGUUUAGCAAUUAUAUUCUGUUCCUGGUAUCAGAAUGCUAGAGGGGUGGGGAGAGAAAUGUAAUUUUCCAUAGCCUGUGCACUUUAUGGAAGAACGUCUGAGUAUCUAUUAUCCACAAUGAAAUUUAAAUUCCAGGGGCAUGAGCCAUCGAAAGACAUAGCUGUACGUUCUUCGUCCUUGCUUUUUCUUGGAGCUGCUGCGCAUCCCCCAUUGACACAAAUGGAGGCUGCACCAAAAGAGUUCCAAAUCUGGCCCUGCUGAUAUUUGGGUUCUGGUUUUGUGUUAUGCACUUAGAGUAACUGCUGCUUGUUUAAAUAAAUGCAAUAGAAAAAUCCAUGCACUGUACCUGCCUUAACUGCCAGCUUGUAAUUGGAAAAUAUUUGUGUGAAAAUUCUUAUUAACUUUGUUGAAUUAAAAAGGAGAUUUUUUUAACGUAACCAAAGUAAUUUUUUGGGGCCUAU